AUGCCUGGUGACAAGGAGAAAAUGCAUGAAAAACUUGUCAACGAACUUGGCGGAGUCCCUUAUCAUCCAAAUCAGAUUAAAAAUGCUGACGAACUCGCUCAAACGUACAACGUGAAGAAAGUGAAUGUCAUCAAAGAGUACUGA
This is a messenger RNA of Cooperia oncophora, 144 nucleotides long. The record is from the annotation of a GenBank genome assembly. NCBI's taxonomy places the organism in Eukaryota, Metazoa, Nematoda, Chromadorea, Rhabditida, Trichostrongylidae.